Leptopilina boulardi is the source of this 1151-nucleotide messenger RNA. RefSeq lists its product as uncharacterized. Lineage: Eukaryota; Metazoa; Arthropoda; Insecta; Hymenoptera; Figitidae. The transcript has 8 exons. The record is from RefSeq and is a predicted model, not a curated record. The coding region runs from base 96 to 1004 and encodes 302 amino acids.
AUUUUCAGUUUGACGUCAACUUUUAAAGUAAAUUAAUUCAAGUAACCUCAAUUGUAUAUUGAUAAAUUUAUUGUUAUUUUACAAUUAUUAAAAAAAUGAAUUUAAAUCAGAUAGAUAUUUCGCGUGUAAUAAAUUCUAUAAAGGGAUAUUUACAGACAGAAUAUCUUUCUGAAUUUACGAUAAAUAGUUUCAAUUAUAUCUCCAAUCUUAUGGCAAUAUUGAUCCGAUACCCUAAAGAAAUUUUCAUAAAACGCUUACAAAAACGAAAACGAAAACCACUACCAUGUAUAGGAAAACCGAGAGACUGUGGAAGCAAGUGCAUUUGCAGCAAGUGCAUUAAAAAUACAAACAAGAAACAACGUGUCAUGGAUUCGGAUUUCUUUGCAAAUAUGUCUUACGAACAUAGAGUGUUAAAAGUCAAUGAAAAACCAAAAGCAAAAGACGCCAAAAUUAAAAAUCCUUGCUGUGUGAAAGAAGAGGAUCGUCAAUGUGUUUCCAUUCAUAGAGAUGUGCGGAUCUCAAAUGGAUCAGGAUGGACUUGGUGGAACAAUAUCACACGUCGACAAUACAUGCCACCGUUAUAUUCACCCUAUGAUAUUACAACACUAUCCGAGUGUUCUUCUUAUAAAUCGGGAUUCAUAUCAAAUACACCAGUGGCAGAAUCCAAGGAAUCUGUUGCAACACUCAAAAGUUCUUCGGCAACGAUAAAUAUUUCCAAUAGCAGAUCAGUUAUGGAAUUAACUGUUAUUAGUAGAAAAACCCAAAAUCGAUCCAAGUCUGAUCCACUGGUUGUUCUGCGUCGAAAUAGAAUAAAAAAUAUGCAAAAACUAGUGAGAAGUGUGUCUACAAAAACACCGAGUUUGAAAAAGAAGAAAAGAAAUAGAAGAUUGUUUAAUGUAAAGAGAAGACAAAAUAAGUUAGGAAAAGCUCGUAAAAUCCGAGCAAGUCUCAAUAAUCUCAGUACAAUGGUUUGUUGCUCAAAAACUGGUCCACAAUUAAAAUAAUAGUGAACACUUUAUUUCAUCAGCUUAACAUCUGGUCAAAAAAGUUAAAAUUCAUUAAAAUUAUGUAUAUAUGUGGACAGAAAAAGUUUGUUUUUUGUUAUAUAAUUAAAAUUUAUUUUGUUAAUAAAUGUUUCACUUUCAUUAAAA